AUGUUCCGGCAACCCAGAAUUUAUUUACUGCUUCUUUUCUUGAUGGGCCAUUCAGUGGCAGCUUUGAGAACUCCAAAUUCUAAGCAGGAUUUACAUCCAUUACUACAGAAAAUGGCAGAAGAAAUAAUAGAGGGAAGAUACCUGAAUGCUCUUCUGGAUUUGAUCCAGUUUCAGAGUUCUAAUGUCUGGACAUCGGACCUAUCCCAAAGACUUAUGGCCUAUUUUCAUUCACGAAACGUUGCCUUUACUGUCCGCAGUCUUCAGGCUACCAUGGAAAAUUACCUGGAGAACCUUCUGUACCAGCCCCAGAAGCUGCUGGAAGAUUUCCGACAGACUGAUCACCAGCAAUUCCAGACUGCCAUGAAAUGCCUUUUUGAAGACAAAAAGAGCCGAUUGGAGCUGGAUGACAUAGUGAUUGAUCUGGAGGAAAUCCGGGACCAUGCCUUGCAGACACCCGGUGUGAACCGAACUCUGUUCCUCAUCACCCUUGAAAGAUGCUUCCUGAUCAUGAAUUCCAUUGAAUGUGUGGCUAUACUAGGCCAGGUGCUAAGGGUUUCCCCUGGAAGCUUCCUCCAGCCUGAGAUCAUUGAGAACCUUCCCAGAAACCUCCAGGAAGAUUCCUUUAAGAAUUUGUCCUCAGUAUUUAAAGAUCUCUAUGACAAGAUCUCUGCCCAUUCACAAAGAGCACUCUACUCCUGGAUGACUCAGAUUUUGCAGAAAUCUUCUAAUUACUCAAUGGAUGACUCAGUGUCAUGGGUGAGUGCGGAAAACCUAUGGAUUUUGGGAAGAUACAUGGUUCACCUCCCAUUUGAAGAAAUUACAAAAAUUAGUCCUGUUGAGAUUGGGCAGUUCAUCAGCUAUGACAAUGCCACCAAGCAACUGGAUACGGUUUAUGACAUCACACCAAAGCUGGCCCACGCUUUCUUGGAAAGGAUCAACUCUUCUAGCUUUGACAUGAGGAACACCUCUACUAUUCACAGGUUGGGAUUGCUCGUUUGUUUCUAUGGUGACCUGGAGGAGCUGGAGGCCACAGUAGCUCAAGUCUUACUACAUCAGAUGAUUAAGUGCAACCAACUUAGAGGCUUCCAGGCGGAUGUUCAGAAGCUCAAGGCCGAACUUUUGGACAUCGCUAUGGAAAACCAGACCCUGAAUGAUACCCUGGGCUCCUUAUCUGAUGCAGUGGUGGGUCUGACGUGCAGCCAGCUAGAAGACCUGUCUCCAGAGGCAGUGCACAAUGCAAUCUCAACGCUCAACCAGGUUUCAGGGUGGGCCAAGAGCCAGGUCAUUAUCUUGUCCACCAAGUACUUGACCCAUGAGAAGGUCAUAUCAUUCUAUAACGUCAGCCAAAUGGGCGCACUGCUGGCUGGUAUCAGCACCCAAGCUUUCUACAGCAUGGAUCCAAAGGAGCUCUCACAUAUCGUUAAAGGCACCAUCUCCCAACAUGUAUCUGAUCUGUCACCUGCCCAGCAACAAGGUAUCCUCAGCAAGAUGCUUGAAGCAGGCGAUGUUUCUUCAACAGUCAUGGAUAUACAAGGAAUUUUCUUUAAGGAAGUAUCUCUCUUCGAUUUAUGGAAGGAGCCAGGCUUUAACUCUACAGUUGUAAAAGAAAAGGAACUCAGGAGAAGCCAGGCCUUGUUUCUGUAUGAUUUUUUGUCAAGAUCGAUGAGAAAGCCUGAUGACCUCCUAAGUGUAGGGCAGUUGGUUAAAGGAAUAACAUGCCAGCAGAUUGAGAGCAUGAGCCCUGACUCAUUUUUGGCCCAUUUCAAGUAUUUUGAAAACAAUCUCCACCUGCUUUCUCCAUAUCAGAUUAAUUGUCUAGCAUGGAAGUACUGGAAAGAGUCUCGAUCAUCUCUGCCUCCCUAUCUCUUAUCAGCACUCCCGGCCCGCUAUCUGGAGUUAGUUCCAGCCUCUCAAUGUGUUCCUUUUCUGAUUAGCCUGGGGAAGAUAGAGCUGAACACUCUCGUUUUAGAUUCUCAUAAAAAGAAUUCGAUUAUCAGAAAAGUACGGCAGUGCUUGAAUGAUUCUAUUACUGAUGAAUACGACAUUGACAUCAUCGGAAACCUCAUCUGCCACUUGCCUCCAGCCAUUAUCCAAAAUGGGAUUCACCCUAGGGCCUUGGCCACAGCAAUGGACAGACUCAAAUCCUGCACGAGCCUCAACCCUGAGCAAAAGAUUGAAGUGAAGCACAGGCUCUUGGAGCUGCAUGGACUCCCUCAGAAUUGGACAGUUGAAACAACAAAAGACAUCGGACCAUUUCUAGUUCUCUUUUCAGGAGAUGAAUUAAGAAUCAUUGCUGCUAAGUUCCCUGAUAUCCUUCAGCAAACAGCUUCCAAAAUGGUGGGAACCCAACUUCCUAAAGAAUUUCUCUGGACUGUCUUUGAAUCCAUCCAGAGCACUAACAGAAAUGUUCACACAUCUGAUCUCAUAGAUGAUUGCCAAGGAGUCACAAUUCCCAGUUCGGACGACAUUCUAAAGUUAGUAGAAGCUAAUGCCUGCUGGUCUCCUCAAGAACUUCUGUGUAUGGAAGAGGACACAUUUACCAAGAAUGUUGAGAUGCUGGGGACCAUCUCGAGUUUCAGCCAGCCACAACUGAUGGCCUUGAAGGAGAAAACAAAACAGGUCUGGAAUGUGCCAUCUUAUUGGAAAAAUCAUCACAUCGUCUCCCUGGGCCGCAUUGCUCUGGCUCUGAAUGAGAAUGAGCUAAAACAAUUGGAUCUCAGCUCGAUUGACACGGUGGCCUCCCUGAGCGAGCAAACAGAAUGGACUCUGGGACAGGCUAGCACCAUUCUUCGAGGCUUCUUGGAAGACUCAGGCCACAGAAUACAGGAACUAAAGAGCUUUGAUUUAGUGGGACUUGGUGCAAGUUUAUGUGCCAUCAGCAUUAAUGAAGUCCCACUGAUAAGUAUCUCAGAAUUUAGCACGGUGGUUGCUAGAAUUGGUUCCCUGUUCUGCAGCACUCCCAUCCUGGGAGCAUUCAAGAGAAAGGCAGAGGCUGUGUUUGGGGAUCCUACUGAGUGGAGCAGUUCAGUGGUACGGGAGUUGGGCACCAUUGCAGCUGGAUUAACAAAGGAAGAAUUACGUAUGCUCAAUAAGGAUUUAAUGCCAUAUUUCCAGCCAUCAGCAAUAAAAUGCAUUCCUGAGGAGAUCUUCAAAGAACUGUCUCCAGAGCAGAUCUUCAGUCUGGGUCCUGAGAAUGCUGCUUGGGUGACCGAGCCCCAGAGGAGACACCUCAACAUGCUGCAGCUGCAGAGUCUCCAGUUGGCACUAGAUGGUGCCAAGACCAGCUUCCAAAUAGAGGCACCACUGAACAUGGGCACCACCAGCAUUACACAUUUCCCUUCCUCUGACUGUGUUCCAGUCUUCAGUGGUUCUAGUCUUUGGCUGUGUUGGCCUAUGUUGGUCCUGUUGGAGCAGCAUCGGUGA
Molecule: messenger RNA, 3423 nt
Organism: Gracilinanus agilis (Agile Gracile Mouse Opossum)
Lineage: Eukaryota; Metazoa; Chordata; Mammalia; Didelphimorphia; Didelphidae
Gene: OTOA
Product: otoancorin
Exons: 28
Coding region: 1-3423 (1140 amino acids)
Biological process (GO): cell-matrix adhesion
Cellular component (GO): cell surface
Source: RefSeq, a predicted model, not a curated record